AGUGAGAAGAGGCUUCUUGCGCGGGCAGAAGGGAGAGAGGAGAAACACAGAACUUAUUUGUUGUGAGUGAUAAUUUGCUGUUGUCAACAUUCCGGUGAAGGCGAAGGAACUCUCGAAUGUGCGAAAUUUGACACUUCAGUAGCUGCGGACGCGUCACUCUCUGUCUACUUGCUCGUCAAAAUCGAGCUUGCCUGAAAGAUUUUGUCUGCGUUCAUCAUGGACCAUGUCAUUGUGAUUCGCGACUACCGGCCUGGAGACGAGCUCCAGUGCAAGGAGAUUGUACGGGAGGGCACUAUGUCUACUGUGAAUACGGCUUUCAUUGCGGGGCUGACGAGGGAGAUCACCUUCCAGGCCAUGGUUGUCACCUCAGCUGUCAUGUUCAUCUUCAUGGGUGUCCCAUUAAGCAUUUGCCUAGGUUCUAUUCCUGUUGUCAUUGUAGCCAUGUAUGUGAUUAUCUACCUGGCCCACACUCUCAAAACAAUGGAAAUGAUGCAAGAUAUAUCCAGCAUUCCCCGUUUCUACAUGUCCUCAGAUUACACAGGCUUUUGGGUGGCGGAGGCUUGUGAGCCAAUGUUUAUGACUCAAGACCCAAAACAUGCUAAGUACCUCGUAAUGACUGAAAGUGAAAUGCAGAGGCAGUCUGUGCAACUUGCUUCUCAUCUUAAGAAAACAGUAAUUGGUACUAUUGCCGUGACAAGAAGUAAAUCUGAAGAAAACACAGCCUGGUUACGACGUAUGGCUGUUCAUCCCCGAUACCAGCAUAAAGGAAUUGGCUCCCAACUUGUCGAUGAAGUUAUUAAAUUUGCAGUUAGUAAGGGGUACGAUGCAAUAGAACUUGUAACAUCAGAAUGUCACAACAAUGCACGAGAACUAUAUCUGAAGAAAGGUUUUGAACUGAAGCAGAUGUAUCACAAACAUGUGUUUGGAUCUCUAGUCUCCAUUCUCAUUUAUGAGCUCACGCUCAGCUUGAAACAGAGAGUUCCAAUCAACCCGUAAGACGUAAUGCUUUUACAUUCUCUGUCAUCUGCAGUAUUAUUCAAGACUUGUAUUUCAUGUUACUGAAUCUGUCAUUUUAUAUUUUUAUAUUUUCUUUCAGUCCUAACUGGCGAAUUUGAAUGUUUUUGUUUCUAUGAUGGAUUAAAUACUCACAGUGAAGGAGGAGCAUUCUGGCUUCUAAGUUUCUGAUAUGUACAUGUACAAUAUUUUUCAGUUCUCAAAUUAUAUAACUUUACUUCUUUACUUGUUGGGAUUUUCUUCAAUGUUGGGAAGUUUAGAAUGGCAAUUAUAUUUUUAAGAUAAGAAAUUUGCUUUGACAUAAUUCAUAAUUUUAAAAAUAGUUACAAUAAAAGGACAUCAGUUCAAAGAUACAUAA
Messenger RNA from Frankliniella occidentalis (western flower thrips), 1372 nucleotides. Its product is annotated as N-acetyltransferase family 8 member 3-like. The transcript has a single exon. Gene Ontology annotation, molecular function: N-acetyltransferase activity. Bases 217 to 996 code for a protein of 259 amino acids. NCBI's taxonomy places the organism in Eukaryota, Metazoa, Arthropoda, Insecta, Thysanoptera, Thripidae. The record is from RefSeq and is a predicted model, not a curated record.